Salvelinus sp. IW2-2015 is the source of this 3711-nucleotide messenger RNA. The record is from RefSeq and is a predicted model, not a curated record. NCBI's taxonomy places the organism in Eukaryota, Metazoa, Chordata, Actinopteri, Salmoniformes, Salmonidae.
AAUAAAUGGCUACAUUUAUUUUCCGUAGUUGGUUUCGAUCAGGCAUGAAAUGAAGCCUCUAAUUUCAUUUUUAGAUUGGCAUUGCGAGACCCCGCCCCCAUCUCCUUGACUGACUGCUGGAACAGAGCAGUGGGCGGGUGCUUCACCGCAAACGGGGGCGUUUAUGUGCGGCUGCUGCCGUUCGUCUUCUUGCGGUGAAUGUGUGAUCGAGGUCCGGUAAUUGUCCCCUCUCGGGGRCAGAGUUCUCUGCACCAAGGAGAAGCCGGAAUAGGGUGAUGUCUGAUUGGCCACUGGGGGGUGGCUGUCCUCUCGGUCACCAGCUCACCCUCUGAGGCUUAUGGGAUAGGACGCCCCCCUCCCCACCCGCCCGUAACCUCCCGACCUGUAACCCCAGUGACGACUGUGCCAAAUACUGUACCUGGCGAUUGGAGCCCCGGUKCUGACAUGGGCAGCCCCGGCUGGGAGGUGGGUCCGGCAGGGCCGGUGGAGCCCGUGCUGAAGGCCUUGUGUCCAGAGUGUGGUCAGAUCCACCGGGCCUGGGAGAACCACCUCUAUAACUCCCUGGAGGUGGACGAUGACCUGUGUGUCAACAUCUGCCUGCAGCCCCUGGUCCCAGCCCCUGACACCUGCGGACACACCUUCUGUGCCGCGUGCCUCCGCAGCUUCCUCCAGGAGCGGGACUUCUGCCCGCUGGACCGGGAGCGCCUCCAUCUGCAGGUGUGUAGCGGAGCAGCAUCCUGGUACACAAAGCUGCUUGACAGAGGAUGUCUGUGUCCCUUCCCCUGGUCCCCGGCCUGCAGCCUCACAUGCCCCCGCUGUGACCUGGAGGCUCACCUCAAACCCAGGUGUCCGGGGACGCGGUCUCAGCAGACCAAUUUACAGGGCGCACCAUGUGAUCACGGGGAGGAGGGAGCCAUGGUGACCAGCCCACCCAGGUCCCCCCACUCCCUCCAGACGGAGACAGACCUGCGGGAGGAGAGCUCCCCCUCGUCCCCUGGUGGCACCGCAGGCAGCAGUGUUCCCAUGUGGACUGAUGAGCCUGGACUGGACAACCCUGCCUUUGAGGAGAGCACUGAGGAGGACAGGGUGGUAGGGUUGGAGUGUGUGGUACCAGGUAAAGCGACCCUCAGUACCCCUGCCAUCCACCUCCUCCGUACCGCCAGCUCCGCCUCCACAGGGUGGGACUGCCCCGAGUCCCCGCCCCUCUCCGCAGAAGAAGGUUGUGUGAAGCUGCCGUCCAUUCCAGAGGGUGAGAUCACCACCAUCGAGGUCCACCGCUCCAACCCCUAUGUAGAACUUGGCAUCAGCAUCGUCGGGGGCAACGAGACACCCCUUAUCAACGUGGUGAUCCAGGAAGUMUACCGUGACGGGGUCAUUGCUCGAGAUGGCAGGCUUCUGGCCGGGGACCAGAUACUACAGGUCAACAGUGUAGACAUCAGCAACGUGCCCCAUAACUUUGCCCGCUCCACGUUUGCACGCCCCUGUGCCAUGCUACAGCUCACUGUCCUGAGAGAGCGCCGCUGUGCCUCUCGCCCGCCCCCUUUCACCACCCGUUCUGUGCCUCACGCCCCCUGCUCCACCCCAGAGAGCACCCCAUCCAGCCCUGCCAGCCUGAGGAUCACCCUGCACAAGCGGGACUCUUCAGAGCAGCUGGGCAUCAAGCUGGUGCGGAGGACGGACGAGGUGGGGGUGUUUGUGUUAGACCUGCUGGACGGCGGCCUAGCGGCCAAGGACGGGAGGCUGUGUAGUAACGACCGCGUGCUGGCGGUCAAUGAACAGGACCUACGCCACGGCACGCCUGAACAGGCUGCUCAGAUCAUACAGGCCAGCGGCGAGAGAGUUUUUCUACUGAUUGGCCGGCCCAGUAAGCCUACCCCUCCACCAAGCUCCACUUCCAACAGAGACCUGUACUGCCAUGACCACUUCCUCCCCAAUCACCACCACCACCACCACUACAGCUUUUCCCCCAGCCCCAGCCCAGUGCCUACCUGUGCCCACCUGGCUCGCUCCAGCACCCACAGAGACCUGUCCCAGUGUGUGACUUGUAAGGAGAAACACAUCACUGUUAAGAAGGAGCCUCAUGAGUCUCUGUGGUAUGACCGUGGCCGGGGGCGGGGCAGCAAGAGCGGCGAGCUGCCCAUCUUUGUGACCAGCGUCCAACCACACGGCUGCCUGUCACGUGAUGGACGAAUCAAACGGGGUGACAUCCUCCUGAGUAUCAAUGGUCAGGACCUGACCUACCUGAGCCACAGUGAGGCGGUGGGCACCCUGAAGGCCAGCGCAGCAUCGCCCUCCGUCCAGCUGAGGGCGCUGGAGGUCAGCAUGGUGGAGGAGCCGGGCCAGGUUCAGAGCCCCGAGGACCAGCUGUUUCCCCCACACCACCACACACACAACUCAGACUACGACUCCUCCUGGUCCCCUUCUUGGGUCUUGUGGCUCGGCCUGCCCAGCUACCUUCACAGUAGCCAUGAGAUUGUUCUGCGUAGAAGUCACCCUGGGAGCUGGGGCUUCAGCAUUGUCGGGGGAUACGAGGAAAACCAUAGCAACCAGGCAUUCUUCAUCAAGACCAUUGUCCUUGGAACGCCUGCAUACUACGAUGGCCACCUCAAGUGUGGGGACAUGAUAGUGGCGGUUAAUGGACUGUCUACGGCUGGAAUGAGCCACUCAGCCCUGGUACCCAUGCUGAAGGAGCAGCGUAGCAGAGUGGCUCUCACCGUGGUCUCCUGGCCUGGCAGCCUGGCAUAGCAUCAUGCCAUACUGAAAUUACUGUAGACUGGAUCUAACCAGGGCCAAAUCAGGACUGCAUCGAAACCAGGCUAUGGCGCCAAAUCAUACCAUACUGAAAUUGUUUUAGAUUGGACAUACUGUAACCUGGGCCAAAUUACAGACUUCAUCAAACCAGGCUAGAGGAAACCUGGCCCUACUGAGCAAAAUCACUUGAUACCAGGCCGGACUGUGUCAGCCCCACAAACAGACUGUGUUCAUAUGGUCAUGUUAUCGGGACUAUCUGUUAAAGGACAGUACAUAGUCUCUGGACUGCAGUAGAAGAAACCAAGGGUGUGUUCAGGUGGCUGCAACAUUAGAUAGAAAUUCAUUGCAUAGAACAGAAGAUUCUCUGCCAUGUAGAAUGAUUUAGAUCAGCUCUAGGCCAUGUAUUUCUGUCUGAAACGUUGCUAAGGUUAUCAGGAGAAAAAUGGGAUAAACUUUUCACCUACUCGCUCCAACUGAAUAAACCCAAGGCCUUACUCUGGGGGCCCAAGCGCCCUGGACACAGCGUUAGGCCUCAUCACCAUGAUGACCCAGCCAUCAGCUCCCUAGGGUUUACUUGUGGAUUCUGCCAUUUGAUAAAUAUUUUCCACAGAGGGCAUUUGGAGUCAGUUCUUACCCACAUCGUCAUACUGAAGGAGGAAAACACUGCUAGUGGAAUCAUUUCAGCACCUGGAUGUGUUCAGGAGAGGUAAUAGAUUCCAAAUCCUCUGAUGACUGGGUUCUCUGUAAAUUAUUUCUAUGAAGUUGCUGUUAAAUUGCUCUGCCGUUAUUUGUUGGGUUAUCCCUGUGCUGUGAGGUGUUUUAUGGUCUUAUCUUCACACCACUGGCUCUGGCAAACAGGCUACGCUAGGCAGUCUGGAGCCGGUAGUGGUACUCKAGCCUACUCUUCCGUUCGGCAGGGUUAAUACCGGCCUGGCACCCAAACAAAAUCUUUACCCAUCU